AUGGAUUAUACAUUAGAACCCAAUGUGACCCCAAUAACCGACUACUACUAUCCUGAUAUCUUCUCAAGCCCUUGUGAUGGGGAACUUAUCCAGAAAAGCAACAGUUUUCUUCUUGCCAUUUUUUACUGCCUCCUGUUUGUGUUCAGCCUUCUGGGAAACAGUCUGGUCAUCGUGGUCCUCAUCACCUGUAAGAAGCUAAGGAGCAUCACAGACAUAUACCUCUUGAACCUGGCCCUGUCUGACCUGCUCUUUGUCUUUUCCUUCCCCUUUCUGACCCACUAUCAUCUGGACCAGUGGGUGUUUGGUGCUGUAAUAUGCAAGGUGGUCUCUGGAUUUUAUUACAUUGGCUUCUUCAGCAGCAUGUUCUUUGUCACUCUCAUGAGUGUGGACAGAUACCUGGCUAUUGUCCAUGCCGUGUAUGCCAUGAAGGUGAGGACAGCCAGCAUGGGCACAGCCCUGAGUUUGGUGGUCUGGCUGACUGCCAUCAUAGCCACAAGUCCAUUGCUAGUAUUUUACCAAGUGGCAUCUGAAGAUGGCAUUCUGCAGUGCUAUUUGUCUUACAACCAGCAGACAUUAAAAUGGAAGAUCUUCACCUACUUUGAAAUUAAUAUCUUAGGUCUGUUGAUUCCAUUCACUAUUCUAAUUUUCUGCUAUAUCAGCAUCCUGCACCAGCUAAGGAGAUGCCAAAACCACAACAAGACCAAGGCCAUCAAGUUGGUACUCAUUGUGGUCAUUGCAUCUUUUGUCUUCUGGGUCCCGUUCAAUGUGGUCAUCUUCCUCACUUCCCUACACAACAUGCACAUCUUGGAUGGAUGUGUCAUGAACCAGCGGCUGAUUUAUGCUACCCAUAUCACAGAAACCAUUUCCUUCACUCACUGCUGUGUGAACCCAGUUAUCUAUGCUUUCAUGGGUGAAAAGUUUAAGAAACACCUCUCAGAAAUUUUUCAGAAGAGUUGCAGCCACAUCUUCCUCUGCAUAAGGAAGCGAGUCUCCAAAGACAGCUGGGAAAGAUCUUCCUCGUUCCACCAGCAGUCCUCCCAUUCCUCCAGUAUAGACUACAUUUUGUGA
This is a messenger RNA of Chrysochloris asiatica (Cape golden mole), 1068 nucleotides long. RefSeq names its product chemokine (C-C motif) receptor 8 (gene CCR8). The coding region runs from base 1 to 1068 and encodes 355 amino acids. Gene Ontology annotation, cellular component: membrane. NCBI's taxonomy places the organism in Eukaryota, Metazoa, Chordata, Mammalia, Afrosoricida, Chrysochloridae. The transcript has a single exon. The record is from RefSeq and is a predicted model, not a curated record. Gene Ontology annotation, molecular function: C-C chemokine receptor activity. Gene Ontology annotation, biological process: chemotaxis; immune response; G protein-coupled receptor signaling pathway.